Zootoca vivipara (common lizard) is the source of this 2544-nucleotide messenger RNA. Its product is annotated as vomeronasal type-2 receptor 26-like. Gene Ontology annotation, cellular component: plasma membrane. Gene Ontology annotation, molecular function: G protein-coupled receptor activity. Gene Ontology annotation, biological process: G protein-coupled receptor signaling pathway. The record is from RefSeq and is a predicted model, not a curated record. NCBI's taxonomy places the organism in Eukaryota, Metazoa, Chordata, Lepidosauria, Squamata, Lacertidae.
AUGGUAGUAUUUGGGCUGGUGGUGUUCCUACUGCUUUCACAGGGGAUAUGCAUAUUUGCUCCUAUUCCUCAAUGUUCUAUCAAAGAACCUGUUCCUAUUAUUCACAAAUAUUAUCAGGCGGGAGACCUCAUCAUUGCUGGCAUUAUUUCUCAGAUCUACAUAUUUUCAAGCACCAUAUCCUUUGAAAAACACCCGGCUCAAGAACUUUCUGAUGACCACAUUCAUUUCAGUGCCAGCUGGACCUAUCAAGCCUCCAUUGAACUACUCUCCAGACGGGCCAAGUUCAUCCCUAACUACAAGUGUGAUGUUGAGAAUACUCCAGUAGCAGUCAUCGGGGGACCAAACUCUAAUGUCUGUCUUCACAUGGCAACUAUCCUGUGCAUGUACAAGAUGCCACAACUCAUAUAUGGCUCUUCUCCAGUCAUGAAUAACGAAACUCAAGCGGUUUUCUUUCACCGGAUGUUCCCAAAUGGUGCCUUUCAGUACAAGGGAAUUCUCCACCUACUUCUGCAUUUCUCAUGGACGUGGAUUGGAGUUGUUUCCCAGGAUGACGACAAUACAGAGAGCUUUAUUGACAACAUACUUCCUCUACUUUCCCAGGGUGGCAUCUGCUUUGACUUCAUUGAAAAAUUCCCCAAACUAACUUCUUCCAGUGGCUUUGGAGACAUGGUAGGAGAGGGCUUCAAGACAGUCAAUGUUGCUAUGUCAAGUACUGCCCAUGUUGUGCUUGUGCAUGGAGAAAUUCAGACCAUGAUGGUUUUUAGAACAAUGCCCCAGAUUGCAGAAAUGGAGAAUAUGCCAUGGAGAACAAUGGCUAAAAUUUGGGUUAUGACAGCCCAGAUGGAUUUCACUUCAUUCCCCUUCCAAAGACAUUGGGACAUACAUUUUCUCCAUGGUGCUUUGUCCCUUUCAGUUCAUUCAAAGGAGGUGCUACAUUUCCACACAUUUCUUCAGAACAGAAACCCUGCUUCAGAAGAAGAAGAAGGCUUCAUCAGGGAGUUCUGGGAAGAAUCAUUUGAGUGUUCAUUUCCCACUUCUGCAGCACACAAGAUGGACAGGAAAAGGUGUUCUGGGAAUGAGAGGCUGGAGAUGCUUCCUGUUUCUACAUUUGAAAUGGGCAUGACUGCUCAUAGUUACAGCGUCUACAAUGCAGUCUAUGCAAUAGCACAUAGUUUGCAUUCCAGUUAUUUAUCACAAUUCAAAUACAAAGGAAUAUCAUGUGGUGGAAAGUGGAAGCUUCUGAAGGCACAACAUUGGCAGCUCCACCACAUUCUCAGGAGAAUUUCAUUUAACAGCAGUGUGGGGGAAAUGGUGUCCUUUGAUCAAAAUGGGGAAUUGGCUGCUGGAUUUGACAUUAUAAACUGGUUCACAUUCCCAAACCAGACCUUCUUCAGAGUUAAAGUGGGAAAGAUUGACCCUCUGACUCUCCAAGAUAAGAAAGAUGCUGUGACCUCCCUGGACAAAGUCUUUACCAUUCAUGAGGAUCUCAUCUUAUGGCCCAAACAAUUUAACCAGUCACAGCCCCUUUCCAUGUGCAAUGACCACUGCCAUCCAGGUUAUAGUAGGACCAAGAUAGAAGGGAAGCCGUUUUGCUGCUACGAUUGCUUUCCAUGUCCAGAGGGGAAGAUCUCAAACUGGAAAGACAUGGAUGAUUGUUUUCAAUGUCCAGGAGAUGAAUAUCCAAACAUUGGUCAGGAUACAUGCCUUCCAAAAACCAUUAGCUUCCUUUCUCGCAAAGAGCCUCUGGGGAUCAGCUUGGACACUUUUGCUCUCUCCUUUUCUUGCAUCACAGCUUUUGUGCUUGGAAUCUUCAUGAAGAACAAGGACACACCCAUAGUCAGAGCAAACAACAGGGGCCUCACCUACACUCUCCUCAUCGCCCUCCUGCUCUGCUUCCUUUCUGCUUUGCUGUUCAUUGGACAGCCGGAGGUUGUGACCUGCCUCCUUCGACAAAUACUUUUCAGCAUAAUCUUCUCCGUGGCAGUUUCUUGCGUAUUGGCCAAAACCACCAUUGUGGUUCUAGCUUUCAUGGCCACGAAGCCAGGGUCCAGGAUCAGGAAAUGGGUGGGGAAACAAUUAGCCAUCUCCAUAGUCCUUUCGUGCUCCCUGAUUCAAGCCACAAUAUGUAGCGUGUGGCUGGCAACCACUCCCCCAUUCCCAGACUUUGACAUACACUCAAUGCCAAAGGAAAUUGUGCUUGAAUGCAAUGAAGGUUCCACUAUCAUGCUUUACUGUGUUCUGGGCUUCAUGUGUCUCCUGGCCAUUGUCAGCUUCACGGUGGCCUUCUUAGCUAGAAAGUUGCCAGACAGUUUCAAUGAAGCCAAGUUCAUCACCUUCAGCAUGUUGAUCUUUUGCACGGUAUGGCUGUCCUUUGUUCCCACGUAUCUGAGUACAAAGGGGAAGUACAUGGUGGCUGUGGAGAUCUUCUCCAUUUUGUCCUCCAGUUUUGGGUUACUGAGCUGCAUCUUUUCCCCAAAAUGCUAUGUCAUUUUACUCAGACCUGAUCUGAAUAGCAAAGAGCAGCUAAACAUAAGAAAGAAUUAA